GAGAGAGUGUUAACACGUGGCUCGAUAAUCAAGACAAAUUAUCUCCGUAAAAUUACUUAUCUUUUCCAGAUCAAAUUUUCGUGUUGUGCCUGAUUUUAUCUGGAGGUAGGAGGUCAACAAUAAUUUUUGAAGGAUAUUGUUUGGUUUUGAUGAUAUUAUAUAUAAUUUUUUCAUUAGUUUCUGCUGUUACAUUAUUUGUUUAUCAUCAUACGUUUGACGCUUGCGUCGAUUUCUCCACCAGUUGCGCGUAACAGUCGAGCGAACAUGGCACCACAUUUAACAAUACUCGAAACUCGAAUACUCCCAGUACUUUAAGGGCGCGCCCCUCCUCUUCAGAGCCAUCAUAUUAAGAAAUGAAAAAAGAUAUGUUUUUUUCAUUUUUAUGUGAAUUUGUAACUGUCUGCCAGCACCAACCCACCCCCCCCCCUGAAAUCCUGAAUCCGCACCUGUACAUAUCACCCAAGAUAUCUCUAUUGGAAUAGGUAUAGAUAUUUUCUAAAUCCUAUCAAUGGACGUAUGAUCAUAGUAUAAGGAAAGGAUUCCUUAUACUAUGGUAUGGUAUAAGGUUACAACCAGGGGCAGAUGGACAAAUCGUUUUCGUCGGCUUUUAAAUCAAUAAAAACCAAAAUAUUUUUGGUGUUGAAAAGCUCGACCUCUAAAGAUUUAUUUUUGAAAAUAAUUAUAAAACAAAAAUAAGAGAGAAAGAAAAGUUUCAUUGAUGGUCAUCGACUUGAGGUCCUCCAGCCACAAAAAUAAUAUAACGCAAAAAAAAAUGUUAAGUAAUCUGAUAAGAAAAGGUACGUGACUGAUCUUGACCUUGGUUUUGGAUUUACGUGGAAAAACUGAAAACAUAGAUAAACUAAUCCUUCUAGUUCAUCUAUGCACUCGUCAGUCAACUUCAUAACAAAAUAACAGCUGUAUGAGGUGUACUCUCAACUCUGAUUUUGACAACUAUGAUGUCAACAAAACAAGAAUUCAAUUUGUAGUUUUUAUUUGCAAAUGAAAAUUUGGGAAUUUAUACCUAUAUAUCAAAUAUUUGAAGCAAUGAUAAAAUACAAUUCUCUUUAUUGAAAAUGCAUGAAGAUACGUUGAAGAAUUUCCUUGGAUUUACGGCGUCAAUAAGUACUAUACUUCAAUUUUUGACUGGAGCUCUAGUAUGUCAGAAGGUUGUUACUAAUAAGAGUACCGGCGAUCAAUCCGCAUUACCAUUUGUGUGCGGUUGUCUUUCUACAAGUCUUUGGCUAAGAUAUGGGUUCUUUAUAAAAGAUACCUCUAUUAUACUGGUAAAUUCAAUUGGCGCUGCCUUAUUUUUUGGAUAUGUGAUAACAUUUGCACUUUACAGUAUAAGAAAGGGUGUUGUAUGUCGACAAGUUUCAGGAUGUGCUUUGACUUUAACAUUUAUUUUAAUCUAUAUACAAAAUGUAGCGUCGCCUCCAAUAGCUCAGAGGCAUUUAGGUCUAAUAUGUACACUAAUGACGAUAUUAUUUUUCGGUGCACCAUUAGUGUCACUAAUGCAUGUGUUGAAAGUACGCAGCACUGAAAGUUUACCAUUCCCCAUAAUACUUUCAUCAUUCCUAGUUUCUGCCCAGUGGAUGGUAUAUGGAGUCCUCUUAGGAGAUCCAUAUGUGCAAAUUCCAAACUUUCUUGGAUGUGUUCUCACAGGGUUCCAACUAUGUUUAUUUUAUUGUUUUGCACAAGGUUCAAAGGGUUAUUCAAGUGAACUGAUAUAAAUGAGUAUUAUUCGUUGUUGAAAAUGAAGUAUAAAUAAAAGAGGUUGCCAAUUUUGUACAAA
Molecule: messenger RNA, 1792 nt
Organism: Harmonia axyridis
Lineage: Eukaryota; Metazoa; Arthropoda; Insecta; Coleoptera; Coccinellidae
Gene: slv
Product: sugar transporter SWEET1
Exons: 5
Coding region: 1074-1730 (218 amino acids)
Biological process (GO): carbohydrate transport
Cellular component (GO): membrane
Molecular function (GO): sugar transmembrane transporter activity
Source: RefSeq, a predicted model, not a curated record